AUGGCGAAUACUAGCAGCAGCGGUAAUAAUAGCGCCAACUCGAACGCUAUCGUCUCCGUGUGGCAAAAGAACAAUUUAGUCAACGUGCAAAGAAGUAGGAACAAUAACGCAGACGGUUACUAUAAUAAUAAUGCUAACGACGAAGACGAAGACCCUCGCAUUCGCGUUGUCGUUCGCGCGCGUCCGUUAGCACCCCGCGAGAUUGCAAAGAAUGAACGCAACGUCUGCGACGCCGACCCGGACUCGAAGACUUUGACCGUCUUUGAACCAAAAGUGAAAGUUGAUUUGACGAAGUUCACGGAAACGAGCGAGUUUGUGUUCGACGACGUAUUCGGCGGAUACUGCUCGGACGAUCGCGUGUACGAUAAAACUGUCGGUCCUUUGGUUCGUUCGGUUUUAUGUGGCGGUAACGCGACGUGUUUCGCCUACGGUCAAACCGGUAGCGGCAAGACGUAUACGAUGGCGCCUUUGCCUACGCGAGCAGCGAAGGAGUUGUUGAGUGGAUUUGCCGAGUUUAACAAAGUGUUCGAGGAAGAAAAGAAGAAGAAUGAGUGCCCCGAGAACGGAUUGAACGAUGCGGCUCCAACUUCUCCAAACAACGAAGAAGACGUCGGCCAAAAAAUUGAGCUUUGGGUUUCCGCCUACGAAAUAUACGGAGGUAAAGUGUACGAUCUGUUAGCCUCUCGAGAGAAACUUCGAGUUUUAGAAGACGCGAAGAAUCAAAUGCAAAUCGUUGGUUUAUCCGAGUUUCUCUGCGAAAACGUGAGCGAAGUGGAAACGUUGAUUGAACGGUCGGCUUUAGAGAGGUGCGUCGGGCAAACGGGCGCCAACGCGGAAAGCUCGCGGUCGCACGCGGUGAUUCAAUUAUGGAUAAAAGAGCGGUUACUCCCAACAAAAGCUCGAAAUGGUCGACAGAAAAGUAUAUAUCAGCGCCAGCAACAACACGAUUUGAUGAUGAAUUCGCAUCGUCAUCCACAGCUUCAAAAUAAGAGAUACCAUCGAAAGCCGCUCGGAAAAUUUUCUUUCAUCGAUCUCGCCGGUUCCGAGCGCGGCGCGGAUACCACCGAUACGGACCGCCAGACGCGAGCAGAAGGCGCAGAAAUUAACAAAUCUUUAUUAGCGUUGAAAGAAUGCAUUCGCGCGUUGGAUGGUGGCGCGACGCACGUCCCAUUUCGCGGAUCGAAGUUAACCGAAGUUUUGCGAGACUCGUUUUUAGGCGAUAGUCGAACGGUGAUGAUUGCGUGCGUUUCUCCAGCCGCGGGUAGUUGCGAACACACGUUGAAUACGCUUCGUUACGCAGACAGAGUGAAAGAAUUGCGGAGUAACGUUGUUGGAUCUCUACCGUCGUCGUCGUCAUCUUCUGCAAUCAGCGAUGCUCCCGCGAGAAAGGCGUCGCUUCAAACAUCAUCAUCGGUUGCUACUAUUCCUGGAAAGCGAAGACCGGCUUUUGAUCUCUCGUUUUGCUCGCCCGAAAGUGAACGAGCAGUAGAAAACAAUCCUGCUCUGCCUUCUUCUUCAAAUUCUUCUUCUUCUUCUUCGAGUCCAACAUCCGCUGAGAAAACGCUCGAUCGACAUCAGCGGCCAGAGAAAAAGAAGGAUGAAACGAACGAGAAAGAACAAUCAUCACGAAACCCGCUCGAAGCCGAUGCUGAGAUCAACAGCAAAACUGUCGUCGAUGUUGUCGAUGACGACGACGAUUCAGAAACAUCUCACCUUCUCUUUGAAAAAUACGCCACCUCCCUUUCCCCGCCUCAACUCCAACGCCAACACGAAAAGCUCAUCGAAACCAUCUUAAAAGAAGAAUUCGACUUGAUCGACGCGCACCGCUCGCACGUGGAGCAAUCCGUCACUCGCGCCUCGGACGCCGCCGAGCUUCUCCGCGUCGUCGACGAACCCGGUUCAGCGGUCGACGAAUACGUCUUCCACUUGGCCAACUCGCUCGAGAGACAGCGCAAAGAGCUCGAUCAGCUCUCCGCUCGAGUGCGGAAGUUUCAAUCGCAUUUGAGGAAAGAAGACGUGCUCUCGAAAUUGAACAUCAACAGCACAAGCGGUGCCGCAAAUAGACAGGCAGCAGAGAGGAAAUGA
This is a messenger RNA of Bathycoccus prasinos, 2085 nucleotides long. RefSeq names its product MCAK-like kinesin. Gene Ontology annotation, molecular function: microtubule binding; microtubule motor activity; ATP binding. NCBI's taxonomy places the organism in Eukaryota, Viridiplantae, Chlorophyta, Mamiellophyceae, Mamiellales, Bathycoccaceae. The coding region runs from base 1 to 2085 and encodes 694 amino acids. The transcript has a single exon. The record is from RefSeq and is a predicted model, not a curated record. Gene Ontology annotation, biological process: microtubule-based movement.